AUGGAAGAAUCCAAUAAUUUUUUAUUAUCUCCUGAUUCCAUUUGGUCUCAACUAUUAGAAAAUUCAUAUGCAUUAAAUGAAAUCAAUUGUUUUCAAAGUUUUGGAACAAUUGAUAAUAAUAAUAAUAAUUAUAGUAAUAAUAAUAAAAAUGGUAAUGAAGAACUCUCACAACCAACUGAAAUUCAACAACAAUUACAAAAUUAUCAGGAAUUACAACAACAAAAAUAUCAGGAGCGUCAACAACAAUAUCAAACUCAAUACCAACAACCAUAUAUAGAGCCAAUUUUUGAAAUCGUAGUUACUCAACAAGAUCAACAAGAACUAAUUCCACAACAACAACAACAAGAACAAGAUCAACAAGAAGAUCAAGAUCAAGAACAAGAACAAGAACUACAACAACAACAACAACAACUACAACAACAACAACAACAACAACAACAACAACAACAACAACAACAACAACAACAACAACAACAACAACAACAACAACAACAACAACAAAAACAACAAAAACAACAAAAACAACAGCAACAAGAACAACCGUCAAUAAUUAAAGAACAAGACCAAGAACAAAAGAAAAUAAUUCAAGAACAACUAUGUGAAAAAUCAAUACAAACAUUAGAAAAUCAUUUUUUUAAUACAAAUACCCCAAAAUUAGAUCAUCAAAUACUUUCAAACUAUUCUGAAUUUUUCAAAAUAAAUCAACCAAUAACAGAUAUACCUACAACUCUAAAUACGAACUUACAAAGUGAUAAUAAUAAUAAUAAUAAUAAUAAUAAUAAUAAUAAUAAUAAUAAUAAUAAUAAUAAUAAUAAUAAUAAUAAUAAUAAUAAUUUAUUAAAUGAAAAACAAAUUGAAUCAACAUCAAAAAUAAAAAGAAUUAAUUUAGGUUAUGAUAUUACAAAAAUAACAUUUAAUAAAAUUGAAAAAGGUAAAAGAAAUCAAACUGAAUCAAGUAAAAAUUUUAGAGAAAGAAAAAAAGAAUAUAUUAAAGAUAUUGAACUUAAAUUAAAAGAAUUAACAAUUGAAAAUGAUAAACUUAAAAAAGAAAAUGAUACAUUAAAGAAAAUAGGAAUUGAAAUAAUGAGAUCAGAACCAGAAUCAAUUAAUAUGAUAAUGGAAUGUAAAAAAAUUAUAAAAAAACUUGAAAAAGCAUUAAUUGAUAAUGAUGAAAGAUCAUUAAUUUAUUUAUUAUAUCUUUAUCAUAGUGAAACAUCAAAAAGAUAUUCAUUAACAGAGAUUGAAGUUGAUAAAAUAAUAAAUCCAUAUUCACAAUUAAAAUUAAAAUUAGCAGGUUAUAUUCAAAAUCCAACAACUGAAAUUUUAGAUAUUUUUGGUGGUAAUAAUAAUAAUAAUAAUAAUAAUAAUAAUAAUAAUAAUAAUAAUAAUAAUAAUAAUGAUAAUGAUGAUGAUAAUGAAGAAGAAGAAAUAUCAUGGUUUAAAAAAUAUAAAAAAGAAGCAAAUCUUACAAUUGAACAAUCAAAUAAAUUAGAUUUAUUACGUGAUUAUCAUUGUUUAAAAUUUGAAUUACUUUUAAAAGAAAGAAGAGAACUUGAUAGAGAUAUUAAAAAAUUAUAUAAUGGUAUUGCAUUAAGUGGAUUUGAUUUAACACCAAGAUCGUUAGCAAAUUGGGAUAUUGAUAAACAAAUUGAAACUACAAAUAAAUUAAAUCUAUUGAAAAUUAAAAUCAUUUCAAGUUUAAAUUUAAAUUUAGAUACAUUCUCAUCAAUUAGUUCAAUUUUAUCACCAAAACAAGAAGCAUUACUUUUGGUUAGAGCUCAUUUAUUUGGUUCAAAUAAAAAAAAUCCUCAUAUUGAAAUUUUAAAUAAUGUUUGGACUGGUUUAAUUUCUAAAUCUUCUUCUCCAAGUUUUUUUGAAAUUGCAAAACUUUUAAAAGAAAUGUCAGAUUCUGCCAAUGCUAAAAUUAUGGAAGAUUAUUUAUAUAAAAAAUAA
This is a messenger RNA of Dictyostelium discoideum AX4, 1953 nucleotides long. RefSeq lists its product as hypothetical. Gene Ontology annotation, molecular function: DNA-binding transcription factor activity. The transcript has 2 exons. Gene Ontology annotation, biological process: regulation of DNA-templated transcription. NCBI's taxonomy places the organism in Eukaryota, Evosea, Eumycetozoa, Dictyosteliales, Dictyosteliaceae. Bases 1 to 1953 code for a protein of 650 amino acids. The record is from RefSeq and is a predicted model, not a curated record. Gene Ontology annotation, cellular component: nucleus.